Messenger RNA from Mycena citricolor, 1566 nucleotides. NCBI's taxonomy places the organism in Eukaryota, Fungi, Basidiomycota, Agaricomycetes, Agaricales, Mycenaceae. The record is from the annotation of a GenBank genome assembly.
AUGAGCACCAGCUUGCUCUCCCUUCCAAAUGAGCUCCUCAUCAUCAUCCUGGAAAACCCCAGACUCCCGUCGGACGCCCUCUGUAGCCUCGCAGUCCUAUGUCGUCGAUUGCACUUUCUGGCGCUUCCCAUCUUCUUCGCGCGCCAAGGCAUGCCCGACCCAUCCCAAUCGGCUUUCGUAUCACUCUCGAACGACGGCGCCGAUACAUUAGCCGCCCUAAACAUGGCGUUGUUCAUUACGGGCAUCCAGGACCUCACCUGUCUCAUGCCCCAUCCCAGCUGCGAUUCAGUCCUCCCGCUGCUCCCUCACGUACGGCGACUGCAAAAUUUCAUUCAGCGUUUCCGCACGGUCGGCCGAGUGACCCUGCAGCUAGACGCGAGAAACAGCAUGUGCAAUUCGACAGGAGAUGAUACUGCGUUACGGGAAUGGACCCGAGUGAUGGGUGGCCUCUUUAACGCGUUGCUUGAGCGAAGAUCCACACAUCUCACCAUUCGGUACGGGGGCUAUCUCACCCGGUCAUAUGCUCUCUCUGUCGACAAGUCCGUCUCUCGGCGAGCAAUCAGAGCGAUCAGGAAGCUCUUCACGUCGGAACCUCUGAUGGCCGGCAAGGAGUGGGAGUUCCGACGCGCACCGGAGCAGGGUCGUGAGCGCGGUGAAGUCUCUUUCCCAUCCCGAACAGUGGACGGCUACCACCUCACUUCAUUGACUAUCCAGUCCGCUGUGCUGCUCACGCCGCCUUUCCUCAGCUGGACGCUGUCGGUUCUACGCCGUUGUUCUCCCGCAUCCCUCGCCAUUUCUGAGAUAUCUCUGGAAAAGGAGCUUUGGGGCCCCGUCUUGUUUCUCAUCGGCCAAAGGGCGGGCGAAGUUUCUCAACUGUCGCUGUCGGAGUUAGAUUCCAUAUCUGACGUUGACAUCCUGGGACUGUGCUCACGCUUGCCUCGAUUGCAAUCACUUACCAUCGGCAACAACGACGAAGCACCGGGCACACCGACCAGGUGGCAGGAGGGGAUCGUCCCCAAGUUCUUGGCUCUCAAGGAUCUUGUAGCUCCUGUCGAGUUUAUUCUGCACAUCCUAGAGCCUUGGGACCGCGUUCCUUACUUGGAACGACUGACCGUGGGGUUUCAGGGCAAGUCCGAAAUAUGGCGAGUCGGGAUUAAGCUUGACAGGGUCUGCGAGGCCCUAGCCGAUCGAGGCCAAACUCCGUAUAUCACACUCUCCCUUGCUCUAUUCUCGGACUCGAUCGUCUUUGAUUUCGACGCGAUGUUGAAGAUGACACCCGACGACAAGAAGUCGUUUGGCGCUGUCUCGUGUCUGGACCUGGUUGUCGCGCCGUACAACGCCGAGCAGAUUGCGCAGUGGACCCAGAUCUUCCGGUCGGUGAAAGAAGUGCGGCUCACUCUGCGGUCGAGACCCGGGGCCGUAGUCGAUGAUCCUUCCAUUGACGAGAAAUUCCUCCUUGCUCUAUCGAGACACAAAUCCUUUUUGCGGACUGUGGCGAUCAAUGGCAAGCGUUACGAACUGGACGACUGGAAGCAAGCAAGGCGAAUAGCCAUGUCCCGGAGAUGA